Arachis ipaensis is the source of this 618-nucleotide messenger RNA. RefSeq lists its product as uncharacterized. The record is from RefSeq and is a predicted model, not a curated record. NCBI's taxonomy places the organism in Eukaryota, Viridiplantae, Streptophyta, Magnoliopsida, Fabales, Fabaceae.
AUGUCUCAGUACGGCACAUCAUCCGCAAACAGAUGGACAGUCAGAAAGGACUAUUCAGAUGUUAGAAGAUAUGCUGAAAGCAUGUCUGAGACUACUGAGAACAUUAAGAAGAUUCGUGCAAGGAUGCUAACUGCUCAGAGUCGACAGAAGAGUUAUGCGGACCAGAGAAGGAAACCGUUAGAGUUUGAAGUAGGAGAACAUAUAUUUCUAAGGGUUACAUCAACAACUGGAAUUGGAAGAGCGAUUAAGACUAAGAAGUUGAAUCCCAGGCUGGUGGCGUAUCAAGUAGAUUUUCCGCCCCAUCUGUCUAACUUGCAUGACGUAUUCCACGUGUCACAACUUCGUAAGUACACGCCGGAUGUGGCUCAUGUGUUAGAGCCUGAGUCGGUUGAGUUGAGGGAGAACUUGACAUUCCAAGUGGUACCAGUGGGAAUCAACGACACUAGUGUGAAGAAGCUACGAGGAAAAGAAGUGUCAUUGGUUAAAGUUGCUUGGGAGCGAGCAGGAGUUGAAGAGCAUACUUGGGCAUUGGAGUCUGAGAUGCGAAAGGAUUAUCCCGAGCUAUUCUCAGUUGGGAAAAAAAGGUUAAUGAGGUUUGAUUAUAAUGUGAUAUAUUGA